This is a messenger RNA of Malania oleifera, 2627 nucleotides long. Its product is annotated as U-box domain-containing protein 35. The coding region runs from base 201 to 2543 and encodes 780 amino acids. The record is from RefSeq and is a predicted model, not a curated record. Gene Ontology annotation, biological process: protein phosphorylation. Gene Ontology annotation, molecular function: ATP binding; protein kinase activity. Lineage: Eukaryota; Viridiplantae; Streptophyta; Magnoliopsida; Santalales; Ximeniaceae. The transcript is spliced from 9 exons.
GAGGAGGGUAAUGGGAUUUUUUUGUUUCUCGGGAAAUGUAGUCGUUAAUUUGUUAAUUGUUGAGAAAUGUGGCGGACGUUGUAUAAGAGGGGCUGCAGUGUUCGAGGUUCCUCCUGUUCCUGACGCUGAAGCUGAUGAUUUAAGAUAGAUAAUUUUUGAUUUGGUGGGGAGAGAGAGGGAGAGAGCAAAUUGAUUAGUUGAUGGCACGACAUGCUCGUGGUGGUGGCGGUGGAGAAGGAGGGAAAAAGGGUAAUAUGAUAGCAGUGGCAAUAGAUAGGGACAGAGGCAGCCAAUAUGCUUUGAAAUGGGCUAUUGAUCAUAUCGCCAGCAGAACCCAAGCUAUCGCACUCCUCCAUGUCAACGAAAAAAUGGCCUCUCCUCUUCCCUCUGCAACUGGGAGCCAGUCUAGCUCCGAUGCCACUGAUGAAGUUGCAAGAGCGCAUAAACAACAGUGUGAACAUCAUGCCAAGGAGCUGUUCAGUCCCUUCCGUUGCUUUUGUGCUCGUAGAGAUAUGAAGUGUCACCAGGUCAUUCUUGAAGAUUCAGAUGUGUCAAAAGCAUUGGUUGAUUAUGUUACAGACCAUUCAAUUGAGAUUUUGGUAAUGGGUGCACCACUAAGACACAAAACAGGAGACAUUACAAGUAACGUGAAGAAAAAUGCACCACGGUUCUGCGAAGUUUAUGUCGUCUCCAGGGAAAAGAUGAUGGGGAUGAAAUCGAAUAGCCAUUCCCGCAGUGGCAAUGCAAGCUUUCAACACCAAUCGACAAGUCAAUCCAGCAUUUCAGAAACAGCUGAGGCACAUUUCUCGCAUAACAGUGGUUCAAGAGUAACAGAGAAGUCACCAAGUUCAUCUGAUACCCUGAAUGAGGACACUGAAAUCAAGUCACCGUUUGGUAGGGGUAGAACUACAAUUAGCAAAUCACAUGGGGGCCGUUCUCCUCUUUCAAUUAACAGACCUCACCCGCUUUCAAUUGGCAAAUUACAAGGGGACCACUCUCCUCUAGAAUCUGAUAUAUCCUUCGUGAGCUCUGGCAGGCCUAGCACUGACCACAUGUCCCCAUUUUAUGAGAAUUUGGAAUUUGCCUUAACCCACCAGCAUUCGAAUAGCUCGGACACAAACUACAGACUUUAUCAGUCAGCAUACUCACCAGGUGCCAAGCCAUCUGAGCAUAACUAUUCACAUGAUUUCUCAUCUAACUCUGGAGAAAGUGGGACAUCAUCAUGGCCAUCACCAAACACAGAUGAUGUCGAAGCUGAAAUGCGAAGGCUCAAGCUAGAGCUCAAGCAAACAAUGGACAUGUACAGUACAGCAUGCAAGGAAGCACUUUCAGCAAAGCAGCAGGCCAAGGAACUCCACCGAUGGAAGAUUGAAGAAGAACAUAAAAUUGAGGAGGCACGACUUGCUGAAGAAUAUGCAUUUGCAAUGGUAGAGCAGGAGAAAGCUAAGUGUAGAGCCGCUAUUCAGGCAGCUGAAGCAGCUCAAAAGAUUGCAGAACGUGAAGCACUAAAAAGAAUGAAUGCAGAAAAGAAGGCCCUCAGAGAAGCAGGGAAGAAGAAGAGAGCACUAGAUGCUCUGGCUCAAAACGAUGCCAGGUAUCGAAAAUACUCAAUUAAUGAGAUUGAAUCAGCAACUGAGUCCUUUCUGGAAUCACGCAAGAUUGGGGAAGGAGGUUAUGGGCCAGUGUACAAGUGUUAUCUGGACCAUACGCCAGUUGCAGUAAAAGUUCUUCGUCCAGAUGCAGCUCAAGGAAGGUCACAGUUUCAGCAAGAGGUUGAAAUACUUAGCUGCAUACGGCAUCCCAACAUGGUUCUCCUCCUUGGAGCCUGCCCGGAGUAUGGCUGCCUGGUCUAUGAAUACAUGGCUAAUGGAAGCUUAGAAGAUCGUCUCUUCCGGCGAGGGAAUACCCCAGUACUUCCUUGGCAGCUUAGAUUCCGAAUUGCUGCGGAGAUUGGUACUGGUCUUCUUUUUCUCCACCAGACCAAGCCAGAACCUCUAGUACACCGUGACCUGAAACCCGCCAACAUAUUGCUUGACCGUAACUAUGUCAGCAAGAUUAGUGAUGUUGGCUUGGCCAGGCUUGUCCCUCAAUCUGUAUCCAAUAAUGUAACUCAGUAUCGCAUGACUUCAACAGCCGGCACCUUCUGUUACAUAGAUCCAGAAUACCAGCAAACUGGGAUGCUUGGAAUAAAGUCUGAUAUUUAUUCACUUGGGAUCAUGCUCCUACAAAUAAUUACAGCCAAGCCCCCAAUGGGGUUGACUCAUCAUGUUGAAGCAUCCAUUGAGAGAGGAACUUUUGCUCAGAUGCUUGACCCGGCUGUUCCUGACUGGCCAAUGGAAGAGACUCUGCACUUUGCAAAGCUAUCGCUUCAGUGUGCAGAGCUGAGAAGGAAAGAUAGACCGGAUCUUGGGAUGGUAGUGUUGCCUGAACUUAACAAAUUGCGGGCACUAGCUGAACAGAACAUGCAUGGCAUCAAUCUGACUUUCAGCAGUCCAAUAGCCUCACCAACUUACAGCCAAAUUUCCAAGUCUCAAGUGAGUUGAUAAUGCAGACAUAGGCUGCAACGCAUUUAGUUUUUGUAGAACAAAACUUAAUAUAUAAAUGGACGCGCGCCCGCGCGAGCACGC